Molecule: messenger RNA, 906 nt
Organism: Erigeron canadensis
Lineage: Eukaryota; Viridiplantae; Streptophyta; Magnoliopsida; Asterales; Asteraceae
Product: extensin-2-like
Exons: 2
Coding region: 1-906 (301 amino acids)
Source: RefSeq, a predicted model, not a curated record
AUGGCCAUGUUUUGGCUGCGAUUAGUAUGUGCUUUUGCAAUGUGUGCGCUAGCUACACAUGUUGUGGCCGCUAACGAUAAUCAUUAUGAUUACACUUCACAACCUCCACCAAGUUAUGAUUAUAUACCGCCGUCGCCUUAUGUUUAUAAAUCACCACCACCACCACCACCUUCGCCAUCACCUCCACCUCCCUAUGUAUAUAAAUCACCACCUCCACCAUCUCCUUCGCCACCACCAUCAUACGUUUAUGAAUCGCCACCACCGCCUUCCCCAUCACCACCACCUCCAUACGUUUAUAAAUCACCACCACCACCUCCCUAUGUCUACAAAUCACCACCACCACCUUCUCCAUCACCUCCGCCUCUGUAUUCACCACCUCCACCAUCUCCUUCGCCACCACCUCCAUACAUUUAUGUAUCACCACCACCGCCAUACGUUUAUAAAUCACCACCACCACCUUCUCCUUCACCUCCGCCUCCCUAUGUCUAUAAAUCACCACCACCACCAUCUCCUUCGCCACCACCUCCAUACGUUUAUAAAUCACCACCACCACCUUCUCCUUCACCUCCACCUCCCUAUGUCUAUAAAUCACCACCACCACCAUCUCCUUCACCACCACCUCCAUACGUUUAUAAAUCACCACCACCACCUUCCCCAUCACCUCCACCUCCCUAUGUCUAUAAAUCACCACCUCCACCAUCUCCUUCGCCCCCACCUCCAUACAUUUAUAAAUCACCACCACCACCAACACGUUCCCCUCCCCCAUAUUAUUACAAGUCUCCACCACCUCCUACAGCUUCCCCUCCUCCACCUUACUAUUAUAUCUCACCGACACCACCUUCACCUUCCCCACCACCACCCGCAUACUACUACAGAUCACCGCCUCCCCCAUACUCGUUUAAGUGA